AGUGUCCACUCCGAGGUGUGCUCUCCUCUGAGUUAGACCGGGAGGAGAGCUUCAUGGCAAGUUUUACCCUGGAAAAGCGCUCCGUGCCUUGAGUCAAAUUGAAUUUAGUAAGACUUUUGUUUCUAUAGGGAAUGACUAUAUUGGAAGUCUUUAUUUUUUCCUUAGAACAGCAACCUCGGUGUCCCGGGGGAGCCUUUUUUGUUGUUUAGGUUUAGGGUUAACGUAACUGAACACAACCGCGGGUCUUCCUUCAUCUUGGAGAGUAGGCAUAUUUAAAAAAAUACUGUCAAAUACUUUGUGCCUGACGUGUUUGAGUCUGCUGGGAUAAGCUGCGAUGAGGAGGGAAUUUAAAAGCGGCUAAGCGCCAGACGGAGACAGCGAAAGCUAAGCUCAUCUCACCAACCACAGUCUCGACCACAAAGAUACAGAACGGCCCUAGUAAGAGUAGAAGAGAAGCAAGCGGACUUCUUGUCUCCUUUCCUGUUGUUGCACACAUUCCCCUCUCCCUCUGCUUUUUUCUCCUCCAUCAUCCUCCCUCUUGCCUCCACAUGUGAUUUCUUCUAUCUCAUUUGUGUUUUUCCAUCCUGAACUACCUCUUCACAUCCUCCCCCUCCCCUACCUCUCUCUCCGUCCCCCCUCCCUCUCCAUUUCUCUGGCAGGCUGCUCGUUGCAGUGAGUCAGUAUCAUGGAGGCAGGCAGCGGGGCUGCUGCAGCGGUGGGAAGUGCAGCACUAGGACUGCUGGGAUCCACAGCCACGUCCAGUCAUGACAUCUUGGACAGGAGCCUGAGACCUGGACGUCACCUGGAGGACGACAACAGUGUGCCUGAACUGGCCCACAUCCAUCCCAGAGAAAGACCUGACUGGGAGGAAACCAUCAGUGCCAUGGCAAGGAGUGCAGAGAUCCCUGAGCUGCGCACGGAGCCCCUCAUGCGCUCAUGCAGCAGCAGCACGGCCAGCAUGAAGGUCAAGAAUGUCAAGAAACUUUGCUUCACCAAGGGCCACUUCCCAAAACUGGCAGAGUGCGCUCACUUCCACUAUGAAAAUGUAGACUUCGGCACAAUUCAGUUGUCCCUCGGGGAUGAACAGUGUGAAGUGACACGGAACAGCUAUGAGUCUAAGGACCUGGUGUACUUGGUUCAUAUUUACUGCCAGGGUCGAAGCUGGAUUGUGAAACGCAGCUAUGAGGAUUUUCGUGUCCUGGACAAGCACCUGCACCUCUGCAUCUAUGACCGACGCUUCUCACAGCUGCCCGAGCUGCCUCGAUUAGACAGUCUGACUGAUCAGUCAGAAUCAGUUUCCCAGAUGUUGUUAGCUUACCUCUCCCGCCUCUCGGCCAUUGCUGACAACAAGAUUAACUGUGGGCCUGCCCUCACAUGGAUGGAGGUUGACAAUAAGGGGAAUCAUCUGUUGGUCCAUGAAGAGUCAUCCAUCAAUGUGCCAGCAAUUGCUGCUGCCCACGUGAUCAAGCGCUACAUCGCCCAGGCCUCAGACGAGCUGUCCUUCGAGGUUGGUGACAUUGUAUCAGUGAUUGACAUGCCCCCUAAAGAAGACACCACAUGGUGGAGAGGCAAGCAUGGCUUUCAGGUUGGCUUCUUUCCCAGCGAGUGUGUUGAGCUCAUAAAUGAUAAAGUGCCGCAGUCUAUGACCAACUCAGUGCCAAAGCCAGCCUCCCCCUGCUCUGGCCUGCAGCCUGCUUCUUGGAGUCUCUUCCCCCCCUACUUGGAAAUGGAGAGUGUAAUACAGGAAAGUGCAUGGGAAGCCGACCCGCUAAACCACUACAGCCUAAGUUCAGUGUCUAAGAAGCACGGAAAGCUGAUCACCUUCUUACGCUCCUUCAUGAAGUCCAGGCCCACCAAGCAGAAGCUGAAGCAGAGGGGCAUCCUCCGGGAGAGGGUGUUUGGCUGUGACCUGGGUGAACACCUCCUUAACUCAGGACAUGAUGUGCCCCAAGUCCUCAAGAGCUGCACCGAAUUCAUUGAGAAACACGGGGUGGUGGACGGCAUCUACCGCCUCUCUGGAAUCGCCUCCAAUAUCCAGAAAUUGCGGCACGAGUUUGACUCGGAGCAGAUCCCUGACCUGACCAAAGACAUUUAUAUCCAGGACAUCCACUGUGUUGGCUCACUGUGUAAGCUCUAUUUCAGAGAGCUGCCCAACCCGCUGCUCACCUACCAGCUCUACGAGAAAUUCUCUGAAGCUGUAUCAGCAGCAACAGAUGAAGAACGAGUCAUCAAAAUCCAUGAUGUCAUCCAGCAGCUUCCUCCGCCACAUUACAGGACUCUGGAGUUUCUCAUGAGACACCUCUCCCGCUUGGCAACAUUCAGCUAUAUCACCAACAUGCACAGCAAGAACCUAGCCAUCGUCUGGGCACCCAACCUGCUGAGGUCAAAACAGAUUGAAUCUGCGUGCUUCAGUGGCACAGCAGCCUUCAUGGAAGUUAGAAUCCAGUCGGUGGUGGUGGAGUUCAUCCUCAACCAUGUGGAUGUUCUCUUUAGCACGAAACUCAGCUCGCUAAUACGAGAGGGAGCAGGUCACAACUCGCUGUCAAGGCCCAAGUCCCUACUGGUUUCAUCGCCUUCCACCAAACUUCUGAGUCUGGAGGAGGCCCAGGCCAGGACACAGGCUCAGAUCAACUCUCCAGUCACUGAAGACAGCAAGUACAUCGAGGUGGGCGAAGGUCCUGCUGCCCUGCAGGGCAAGUUCCAUACAGUCAUCGAGUUUCCCACUGAAAGGAAGAGGCCUCCUAUUAAAUCCAAGAAGUCUCCUGUAGGUAGUUGGCGUUCUUUCUUCAACCUGGGCAAGUCUUCUUCCAUGUCCAAGCGUAAGCUGCACCGCAAUCCCAGUGAGCCUAAUGAACUAAAGGCUAUAACUCUCGCUGGAGGCAGAGGAGACACAGCAACAUUAAGAUCAGCCAAAAGUGAGGAAUCACUGAGUUCCCUGCACAAUGUUGAAGGAGAGUCCAAGGUGUAUCGUCCACGAAGGCCGCGCUCCAGCAGCGAUGCACUGUCAGCCUCCUUUAAUGGUGAGUUACUGGAUAGCCGGCAGCACUGCAACUCCUAUGACAAUGUGGAUGCCACAGAAGACAGUGAUGGAGAUGAUGGACCCAUCUGUGUGCCUGCUCUCAUCUCGCCUCCCCGCUCAGCAAGUGAAGAUGUGGACCUCAGCCCACCAGACAUUGGAAUGGCCUCCUUGGACUUUGAUCCCAUGUCUUUCCAGUGCAGUCUCCCCAACACCUCUUACGCCUUCCCCCUCGAUGACUCAACAGCUGGGGCUGAGGGUUCCACAUUAAAGAGGAGCCCUGGCACCAUAUGUGGCAAGACCAAUGGCUCCGACCUCACCUCUGUCUCCUUCACGGGUGGCUUGGACUACCCCCUUGUUGUCAACCUGGCUGCUGGAGAGAACAUAGAAAGCAAGAAACUGACCACUUCCUAUUCUUUCACUGAUAAACCCACACAGGCUGUGUCCCCUCUUAAAUGUGGAAAGGCCACUCAUUUGACACCUUUUUCCACUUCAGAGCAUUUCUCUGCAGAGAUUCCUGACAAGAAUAUAACUGGACAGCUUCUUUCUCCACAACCAUCAUUUUCUCCUUUAAUACCCAAGGACACUCCUCCCUUGAUGGGCAGUGUGCUGCUGAGGGCAGCCGAGCCGACACUAAGUGAAGCAUUCCACAUGGAGCUGCACUUAAAGCUGGCAGCUUUUGACAGCAUGGACAGUCGAGAGCUGAAGGGAGAGGACAGCAUACAGGAGACAACAGCUGCCAGCAGCCAAGACCACCAAGGAGUCGUAGUUCUGAACUCUUCAAAGGACAUCGCCCCUCAUUCCCUCAGCUCUACAACUCCCCCCUCUGCCCCUCCACCUCCUCCUGCUCCUAAAAAUGCUGCCCACAUGUUGGCCCUGACUCUCAAAGAGUCUUCUAAGCAGACCUCCAUACAGCCUCAGUCCCAGGCCUCUGAGCCUCAGACACCAGUGUCCCCUUUGCAUUCACAGGAGGCCUCUGACUUCCAAGAUUUCCCACAUACACUGGCCCCACAUUUCCAGACUUCUUCCAAGGACAGUGUUAGACAAGCAUGUUCUCCACCACCAAAAAGCAUUGCGCCAAUUGUCACCACAGCCUCAUCUUAUCCUUCCACUUCCAGUCCUCCAGUCAAACAGAAGCCACUUGAGUUAACCAGCACGAUUACCAAGCCAUCAAACAGUGUCAAGUCCUCAACAAGUCCAUCUAGAACACAGCCGGACACAGAUGCCACCCAACGAGACACUCCUCUUUAUAAGUGUCCCCCACUCUCCAGUUCAAGCAGUCCUAUUUUUUCAACCAGGAAAAGUCCAGAAAAGCAGCAGCCUGUUGCAAGACAGGUCCAAGUUCAUACUAGCUCUUGCAGUGCCACUCCAGCAACCACCCCCACUGGCAGCUAUAAAGACACUGAAGUCUUACCACAGCUUGCUCCUGAGGUCAAACCAGCAGACACCACCCUGCCCCCAUUCCUUCCAAAACCAUCAGAACAGCCACCUCUGACAGCUCAAAAGCCCAAAAAGCCAGCGGUAUCACUGCCCCAACAUCAGCAGCAAAGCCAGGCUCAGAUACAACCUCAUCUUUCAACACAGCCUCAACCUCAGACCCAUCCACAGUCGCACAUGCAGUCUCACAAACAAGUGCAACCCCAAUCUCAAAUGCUCUCAAAAGCCAGUGCAAGAGUGGCCCCCACCUCUGUUGAGUCUGUUGAGAAGCCUUGGGAGGCCAUUAAGCCGGUACAGCCUACAGAGUCUGCAAAGCACCACGACGCCUAUGGACCCAAACCUCCAGCUCCAGCCCCUCCUGUCCGCACUAUUGAAAGCAAACUGGCCACUGCAGCACUCAGCCAAAAUGAAGCAUCUUAUCAUAUUCUGGAUGAGGGCCCAGGCCCUGACCAUUUGGAGGAUGUUUUGCCUCACAACCCUCUUUCUCCUCGUAAAUCUUCCACACACCAUUCAGCCUAUCUGUACCAUCCUAAAGGAGAACCAGUUUUAAUUGAACCUUCAGGAGCUGCAUACUAUCACCAGAGGCCUCUUCCUUUGGGCCCACAGUCCAUGCCUCACCACUACCGGCCAGACAGCAUCCCCCCACACCUCUCCUACGUGUCCAAGUCUGAGCCUCAGAUACCUUACAGUGCCCGUGUAGACAGAUACAGCACUUUAGGCCCCAGGUCCUACCACCACUCCAUAAAGUCCAGAGGAAGUCCCCGGAGUGUAUAUAUGUCUCCAGGUCCAGGGCAUCAGGGUUAUAACCAUGAUAGAACCCAUGGCUAUCCCACCAUCCGUAGAGUACACUCACUCCACGUUCCUUCCACUAUCCGCUCAGUGCCAAUCCAAAGGACUGAGGUUCCUCCAGAUGAUGAUAUGUUCUUCUACCACCGGCCUGUGUUUCAGUGCAAAGCCUAUCAGCAGUCCUCACAAGCUGACUACCAUGUCACUCAGCUGCAGCCUUACUUUGAGAAUGGACGGGUUCAGUAUCGCUAUAGUCCUUACUCUGGUUCAGGCCCUUUAGAGGCACCUUACUAUGACAUUGACCCUUACGGCACCAUCCGAGUCCGGCACUGCCACUCCUAUGGCAGCCGAGAUCCGGGAGCUGUAGCUGGCCGACCAGGUGGAAAGGCAACCGGGUACCACUACGUCACACGCCAUGUUCUCCCACCUGGCAAGGAGCACUGCUUUGUGAGCAGGGACAUGCCACCUAGCCAUGGGAACAGAGAAGCUGCUGCUUACCUUGCUUGGGACCCUGAAGAGUCUGAAAGACUCCACAUGCAUUCUAUCCGCAGGGAGAGCAGGGCUAGACAGAAGAUUAAAGGCCCUGUCCUCUCUCAGUAUGACAAUGUUGGUUUGUUUGCACCAGCGGAUAUAUCAGGUUAUGAAACCUUACACCUGCGUAGUAAAUCUGACCCAGGCAAAGCUGUGCUGGUUGCAGCUGAGAGCAAAGAUGGGCGCUACCUCACCAGACACAUGGUGUCAGACCCUGAUGUCUUGAUGUACAUGGAGACUGACAAGCAUGGCCAGGGCAGUGUAGUGAGUGACAAAACGGACGGACCUGCCAAGCAAAGCAGUUCCAAAAAAUGCCAAUCUUUUCACUCCCUUCCUGCUACUCUGAGCCACAGUGUCUUCCAUCAGCAGGAGAGUGGCCGACAUGAGGCCAAGUACAAGACUGGUGAUGACCAGUUGGGUGGAGAUGGCAGCAGGUCUAAACACUGGCAACAGGACUAUCCCAACAAGAGGAGCUUGCAACCACGGUAUGAGUGCCCUGAUUCUGACCACCACCUGACUAAAGUGAAAACAUCAAGUGGCUACCAAGGUACAGAUGACCAGCCAUCAGCUCCCAGUGAACAGCUCACCCGGUCCAAACCAGAGCGAUCACACAGCAUCCGGGAACAGCAGCACUACAGCCAGGGCAAACCUGACUUGGACAGAGACUACUCAUAUCAGAAACAGAGCACUAAAACAGUGCAGUCCCACUAUGAUAACUUGGACGAUUACCACCCAGUACCUCAACCUCAGGCACCUGUCCAAAAACGUGGAGGCUCCAGCUCCUGUCCCACCCCAGGAUUCACAGUGAGCCACAGUACUAGAGCAUACUCUACAGCACUGGGCCAGGGAGCCUUUAUUCAGACUGACCUCGCCACACAGAGGCCAGAAACAGAGAUACAUACAGAAGGAAGCACUGGGGGAGAGUUGUGAAAUGAGCUUUAUCUGUGUUGAAGAAAGACUCUACUGAGCUAUGGUUGAGCAGCCUCUGCAGGACAGUGGACUGUCAUAUCAUCAAUAUUUUUGCUCCUCUGUAUUUUUAAUGAAUUGUAAAGAUAAGACUUGAGACUUUUUACAGAAAGUCCUGAAUGUACCUGAAAUCAUUGUCCAAGAGGUCAUAUUAUUGUGAUUGAGACAGUAGACAGUCAUAAAUGUAUGAUAAGAAAGACAGAAAGUACUUUUAACAGGAACCGCAAAAAUAUUAAAUAUAUAUACUAUAUAUAUAUAUAUAUGACUAGAAUCACAAGUAAAAAGGGAUUUUUAGUUUUUUGUUUGUUUUUUUAGGUGUGGCGCUGGGUAUAGCAUCAACUGGGAUUAAGGUUUGCAUUUUAGAAAUGCAUGCACUCUUUCUCUUACAGAAUAGUUCUGUGUACUUCACUAUUUGUUGCGUUCUUUCUGGAUGUUACAGCACAAGUUACUGAAGGAGGAAACAUCGAUCAUCAUGCCCUCCCUCUGCUAAUAUGUAUGCAAGUAGGUGGUACAGUGUGUCUGUGUUUGUCUUGAAGAAUCCAACUAAGUGUGAGGUCUGAUAACAAGCUGCAAUGGGUUAGUUUUAGUUAAUAUAUUGGUUAUCAGUGUCUUACUUUCUCUGUGACUGUGCCAUUUUCUGUAACUUUAAUAUAAACAGAUUUCGGUGACUUCUAAUGGAAUGUUUUGGUACUUGUCUGUUCUUUAGUGGAGGAGGGACCAAAUGAUUUGGCACAGUUGUUGCACAUAAUGGGAUAAGGAGAGGAAAAUGGAUGAAUGCCAGUUGUGGCUUUAGAUGUGUAGGCUCAUGUGUAAGAGGUUAUUUUUUAUUUUGUUUUUCCCCAUCACAUUCGCAUUACUCUGAUGAAAUUGACUUACUGAACAAAGCUGAAAGCUUUCAGACAGUGUGAUAACAGUUGCAGCAGCUUUGUGCAAAAAAACAACUUUAUGAGCCUUACAUUUUGUUCCUACAGAAUUAACAUUUUACAGGCUCAUUGUCAUACAAGCCCAUUGUCAUACUACACAAAGAUUGUGAUACUUUGAUUCAAGAUCACCUUUGGUGAUUCUUGAUAGUUCAGGAUUGAUGAGUGAACUACAGGGGUUAUUUAGUUUUGUAUCACCUCACUGGUUCUUAAUUUAAAAUGAAUAGGGAGGGAUUUUUUUUUUAAAGAUAUGAGGCCAUUUUUUAAGGCUGGAAAUCAAUAUAUAGCACAUUCAUAUGGUAUUGUACUACAUGCCAUUUUGGUUAUUCAUAAUGGAUGAAUACCAUAUGUCUAAAUCCAGGUUGUAUUCUGUAAAUGUUUGACUUCUAUAUUGCUUGCAGGUUUUGCUCCUCUUGCCUUAUGUAAGCCUCUGCCUUUCCAGAUGGGGCAUUGAAUUAAGGCACCGUGUACUUGAAUGUGAAAAUACUCUUGUCUCAAAUUAGAGGUAUCUAAAGUUAGAUAUGACAUAAAACUAUUCAGGAAUAGCUGUAAUCCAUGUCUUUUUAUUGUGUUGCAUUAUGUUUCCGUUACACCUCUGCUUAGUUUGGGUCAACAGUUUCUGGAAGGACAAAAUUUUAAAUCUGUGCUGUGAUGAAAUGGUGUGACUGGCAGAUCUACAUAUGCUAUAUUUCCAAAAAGAGAGGCUAAAUUAGGACUUUUUUAAAUGAGGCCAAUAGGGGGCCUUGCAAAUGUUUAGAAAAUUUCAUAAGAAUAAUAAAAAAAAAAAUCACAUUAACAUAGGCAGAAAGAGCAGUAGAAUUUUUAAUACUCUUGAGGGUUGGGAGAGGGUUAGGGUUUG
Molecule: messenger RNA, 8515 nt
Organism: Monopterus albus (swamp eel)
Lineage: Eukaryota; Metazoa; Chordata; Actinopteri; Synbranchiformes; Synbranchidae
Gene: arhgap32b
Product: Rho GTPase activating protein 32b
Exons: 26
Coding region: 686-6700 (2004 amino acids)
Biological process (GO): small GTPase-mediated signal transduction
Cellular component (GO): Golgi apparatus; fibrillar center; nucleoplasm
Molecular function (GO): GTPase activator activity; protein binding; phosphatidylinositol binding
Source: RefSeq, a predicted model, not a curated record